UGGCGCCUCGAUGCUGCGCUCACUGAGCCAGUGUUUGGAGCCGGCUAGGGAGAUCCAGUAAGGGCAGACACAAAAAGGCAAAAAAAACAUGGUGAACACGAGGAAAAGCUCUCGGCCUCGGACUGGCCCCUUCAUCUCCUCGAGGACUCGGUCGUCGUCGAGAAACGAGCGAAACUCUGAGGAGCAUAAGGAGCCCAGUAGUGAUGUGAGCAGUCCCAGCAGCCCACGGUUGGCUCCCCCUUCUAAGCGGACGCGGCGGCAAACUGCCUCCGAGCCAAGCUCCAGCGAUACCUCACCGUCCCCCCAGACCAAGGGCCAGAGGGUCAGCUGGGACAUCCCCACCUACCGCACCAGGUUAUCCUCUCGCAUAAUGCAAAAUGGGCACGCCCAUAUGAGUCACCGGAGUGAUGAGAGUGGAGGGGGAGAUCACUCUCACAUGAAUGGCCAUGUGGAGCUGAAGAGGAGCUGCCGCGUGAAGAAGAGCCAGUUUGAACACCUCAAUCAGAGCCUGCUGUUUGACCAGCUGGUCAACAGCACUGCCGAGGCUGUCCUUCAGGAGAUGGACAACAUCAGCAGCAUCAGGCAGAACCGUGAGGUGGAGCGUCUUCGCAUGUGGACCGGAGACACUGAGGAGGAAAACAUGGACAUGUACUCCCGGGUGAAGCGCAGGAAAUCCAUGCGCAGGAGCACUUUCAGCAUGCCUACACACCACAAAGUCAUGAGCAAAACUGAGCAGGAGGAUGAAGAGGAGGAAGGGACGGAAGACUCUCACGGUGAGGAAGAGGAGGAGGACGCAGAAGACGAAGAUGAUGAAGGAGAUGAAGCAGAGGAGGCAGGAGAGGAAAAUGACAGACCGUACAACCUGAGGCAGCGAAAGACGGUGCAGAGAUAUGAGGCACCACCUAUUGAGCCCGUGAACAGAAAACAGAGCAACCCCUCACUUUUUGACACUCACAGAUCCCCAGCGAGAAGAAGCCAUAUAAGAGUGAAGAAACACGCCAUUCACAGUAGUGACACCACCUCGUCUUCAGAUGAAGAGCGGUUUGAGAGGAGGAAAAGCAAAAGCAUGACUCGGGCCAGGAACAGAUGUUUGCCCAUGAACCUGACAGCAGAAGACCUGGCCAGUGGGGUGCUGCGUGAUCGGGCGAAAGUGGGCGCCAGCUUGGCUGAUGUGGAUCCCAUGAACCUCGAUAGCUCAGUGAAGUUUGACAACGUGGGCGGCCUCAGUAAUCACAUUCAGUCACUGAAGGAGAUGGUGGUGUUCCCACUGCUUUACCCCGAAAUCUUUGAGAAGUUUAAGAUUCAGCCUCCCAGAGGGUGUUUGUUCUACGGCCCUCCGGGGACAGGAAAGACCCUGGUAGCUCGGGCGCUUGCCAACGAGUGUAGCCAGGGAGACAGGAAAGUUUCCUUCUUCAUGAGAAAAGGAGCCGACUGCCUCAGCAAGUGGGUCGGGGAAUCAGAGCGCCAGCUACGCCUGCUCUUUGACCAGGCUUACCUGAUGAGGCCAUCGAUAAUUUUCUUUGAUGAGAUUGAUGGUUUGGCUCCUGUUCGCUCCAGCAGGCAAGACCAGAUACACAGUUCUAUUGUGUCCACCCUGCUGGCCUUGAUGGACGGCUUGGACAGUCGUGGGGAGAUAGUGGUCAUUGGUGCUACAAACAGACUUGACUCUAUCGACCCGGCACUCAGGAGGCCUGGACGCUUCGACCGGGAGUUUCUGUUCAACCUGCCCGGCAAGAAGGCCAGAAAGCACAUCUUGGAGAUUCACACGCGGGACUGGAAUCCCAAAUUGGCUGAGCCAUUUAUAGAGGAACUUGCAGAAAAAUGUGUCGGCUACUGCGGCGCUGACAUCAAAGCACUUUGCACAGAGGCAGCCUUGGUGGCGUUGCGCCGGCGCUACCCCCAGAUCUACGGCAGCAGCGUCAAACUGAGGCUGGAUGUCACCUCCAUCGUCCUGGGGCCCGGCGACUUCACAAAGGCCAUGAGGACAAUCGUCCCAGCCUCCCAGAGGGCCCUGGCUCCCCCUGGCCGGGCCCUGUCCCCCACCCUCAGGCCCCUGCUGGCCAGCUCUUUCUCCUUGGUGCUGAAAGCCCUGCUCCGAGUCUUCCCCCACGCUCAGUGUACUGACAGGGACAACACACACGGCGGUGACAAUCAACUGCUCGAAGAGGACUUGUACAGCGACGAUGACAAUGAGGAGCGCUCCGCUUCCAUCUAUGAAGUCCAGCCUGCUGCAUCCCCAAAGAGUCAGCUCUCCUCUUCUGCAACGCACAGACCCUUCCUCCACUUCUCCUCCUCCGCCCUCCAGCAGCCCACAGCGUACCGGCCCCGUCUGAUGCUGGCGGGGGCCCCGGGCUCAGGACAGAGCUCCCACUUGGCCCCCGCCUUGCUGCACCACCUGGACAAGCUGCCAGUGCACCGCCUGGAUUUGCCCACUCUCUACUCCGUCAGCGCUAAGACGCCAGAGGAGUCCUGUGCUCAGGUUUUUCGCGAGGCCCGGCGGAGCGUGCCCAGUGUGGUGUUCAUGCCACAUAUCUCAGAGUGGUGGGAGACAGUGAGUGACACUGUGAAGAGCACCUUCCUCACCCUGCUGCAGGAUGUGCCCUCUUUCAGCCCGGUCCUUAUCCUCGCCACGGCUGAGACUCACUACUCACAGCUGUCAGACGAGGUGAGGAGUAUGUUUCAGAGGAGCUACGGGGAGGUGGUGACGCUGUGCCCUCCAGGAGAAGAGGACCGGAGGAACUUUUUCUCUGACCUGUUGUUGGUCCAAGCGGCCAGGGCGCCGCCUCGCCUCAGGAACACAGGUGAGAGGUGUGCAGAGGUGCUGCCGGUGGCCGAGGCUCCAGGCCCCCGAGUCUUGUCAGCAGAGGAAGAGCGCCGCCUGGCUGAGCAGGAGGAGAACACACUACGGGAGCUCCGGCUCUUUCUCAGGGAUGUUACCAAGCGCCUGGCCACUGACAAACGCUUCAACAUCUUCAGCAAGCCAGUUGACAUUGAGGAGGUGUCAGACUACCUGGAGGUUAUUCGGCAGCCGAUGGACCUGUCCACCAUCAUGACCAAGAUCGACACCCACCAGUACCUGACAGUGAAGGACUUCCUGGUGGACAUCGAUCUCAUCUGCAGCAACGCUCUAGAAUACAAUCCUGACAAGGAUCCUGGAGAUAAGGUGAUCAGGCACCGAGCAUGCAGUUUAAAGGACACGGCUCAUGCUAUUUUUGCAUCCGAGCUGGACCCCGAGUUCGACCGCAUGUGUGAAGAGAUCAAGGAGGCGCGCAGGAAGAGGGACUUCCAGACGCCAGCUCAGCCGAUGCCGCCGACGGGCGCUGUGGCAACCAGGAGGCAUCACACUGCAGGAGAGGAGCAGGCGAGGAGCAGCACUCAGGGCGAGGCCACUUACAAACAGUGCACCACUAAUCACAUAAAGCGGAAGAUUCGCCGGCGGCCAUCUUGGGGGCGGGGCAUCAUCCGAAAGAAGAAGAGCUACAAGAAGGAAACAGAAGAGGAGGAGGAGGAGCCCGAGGCGGAGGCAGAGGCGGAGGCUGCAGGGCCCAGUGACUCAUGUUUGACGCAGGAUGAGGAAUCGUCCUGUGACACCAUGGGUCCGCAGCCCAACGGCCACCAUCCCCACGCCCCCUCCACGGAGGAGGAGAGCUCCAACGAGCCCCCCGUCGCAGCUCUGGCCGAACCUCCUGAUGCCAGCGAAGCCCAAAAAGAGCCAGCACCUAAGGAGGAGGAGCCCCCAGCCAAAGAGGCCGAGGACACGGAGAAACACACUGCGCUGCUCUGCCCCGGCGGCUCCUCUCAGCCGCAGGCAGACGUGGAGGUCCAGGCCAAGCACGCUGACGACUUCCGGCCUUCGAUUGAGAUGUCCGAGUCUUCAGACGCCGAGGUCCAGCCGACGCACACAGAGGGUCUCCUCGUAUCACAGGCGGAGUGUGUGAAUGGAAACGAGUCGAUGGACAGCCUCGACUUGCAGAGCCUCAAGAGGAGCGGUGAGGCGGAAAAAAGGACUCCUCUGAGCGCGGCCGAGGGCUCGAAUGAACCCCAACAGGAAGAGCACAAAGACAAAAAUGAGAGCAAUCCAACUCAGGAGCACCCUCCCCAGGAUGGGAGUGCAGUAACGGAAAACGCAGAGGAAGAUCACGACACAGAAGGGGGGUCCACAGAGAGGACAUGCGAGGCGAGCCCGUCGGAGCAGCUGAAGGGAUCUGCAGAGAGGACGGAGGAAGAGCCACAACCAGUCCCUCCCCAUCCUCCCUUAGUGGUUGACCACCAACGACUUUCGGCUGUCCUGGACACGGUGGUGAAGAAGAGUGGAGGCUACAGCGUGGAGCAGCUGGAGAGACUGUACUCGUGUCUCAGCCAGUGUAUCUACCAGCACCGCAGAGAGUACGACAAGACCCAGCUACUGGAGGAGAUGGAGGAGAGAAUCCAGCAUUUUGAUACAUUCCUGUGAGACGGAGAGAAUACCGAAUCAGGUAGAUCCUGAACAGCCUGGGACCACAAAGACACACACAGACUGAGUGAGAGAUGAAACACACACACAGAAAAUCCAGCGCCCUCUUCUCGCUGGGUUCGGGGGACGCAACGAGGACGACGUUGAGGACAUUCAAUGGUGCUAUCGUCUCAGGAAAACCUGGCCAGAUCCAGACCCAUUCUACACAACCAAACUCCUGGAGGUGUGUCAGCCACACACACGCACGCACACACACCGACGGUGACGGGGCUGCCCUGGUGCUACUCGGGUGCUAUCCAAACUUUCAUCCAUGCUGCUCUUGGAAUUCUUAACUUGGAUGACUAGCAAAACCAACAGAUCGGGCGAUGUCAUAUCACGAAACCUGCAAGCCGUGCAUAAUACACACACUCACCUGAACCUUGGGGAUGCAUGUGUCUGCACACACACACACACACACACACACACACACACACACACACUUCUGCACACACACACACACACACACACACACAGAUCACCACCAGCAGAAGUGUGAAUGCAGAGUGCCGCGAGGAGAUGAGGACAGAUAAUGUUCUGAAUCACUGAACCACGUUGCUGAGCCCCCCCCCCACCCCCCCCACCCCCCUCGAGUGAAACGCUUCGUCAUCGGCCGGUCGUUAACCACGCUAUUAUGCGGCUCAUUUUUUUUCUGCCGUUUUAGCUACUUGAUUAAUUCAAUAUCUGAGCCGCCGUCAAGGAUACUCACCCAGAACAAUAGUUUACAAAGAAGUUUUCAGUGUGAGCGGAAAACUCGACGAGGUUAGCACAGCAGGACUCGAGCUGAUUAUGUCCUCGUCGUCGCAGCGGCCGCCGGCGGUUCGAGAGCCCCCUCAGCGGUCGUUACCGGUGAACGAGCUCGUAGGUCAGCUGUACAACCACUCCGCUGAUAGACCACCUCUGGUGCUCGCAGUCUCAGCAGACUGUCGUGUCCUAAGUAGUCUGCGUGGUAGCUGAAACCCCCCCCCCUCCGCUCAUUCUGCGCCCGCCAGUUGAUUUUCCUUGCGACACCCGGCUGAGGAACUGGAAGCAGUAGAAAUUGGAAAUGUGUCAAAGAGUUUGCACUGCCUAGCGUGUGCCUUAUUUAAAAACCUCACAUCCAACUCUGAUAUAUUCAGCAGGAUUUUUUUCUUUACUACGUGUGAAAAAGCUUGACGUUAAAGGGGGGGCGGGUCCGAAACCACUGAGGUCGCUGCGACCUUGAAGCAAAAAUAUGAAUAUAUAGACAUUUAAAUGCCAUUAGGCCGUUUCAGAAACAUAUCUAGGUUAUACAUCUUCAACCAGAGCUAAAAAAACAUUUGAAAAUCUGAGGACUACAAAAAGUACGGCAGCAAAAAAGAGACAAAAUUAUUUUUAUUCUUGCAGCCACUGAAUAUUAAAUAAAAAUUUAAACACCAGGUAAUUCAUAGCAUUAACAUGUGUUACUCUUAAAACCAUGUAUCUGAAUUUAUUUAUUCCUAA
This is a messenger RNA of Plectropomus leopardus (leopard coralgrouper), 5950 nucleotides long. RefSeq names its product ATPase family AAA domain containing 2B (gene atad2b). Gene Ontology annotation, cellular component: nucleus. Gene Ontology annotation, molecular function: ATP hydrolysis activity; chromatin binding; ATP binding. The record is from RefSeq and is a predicted model, not a curated record. Lineage: Eukaryota; Metazoa; Chordata; Actinopteri; Perciformes; Serranidae. Gene Ontology annotation, biological process: nucleosome assembly; nucleosome disassembly; transcription initiation-coupled chromatin remodeling.